AUGCUUAUACAUUGCGAAAAUCAAGCCGUCAUCUUCAUUGCUCGCAAUCUCAUCUUUCAUAACCGUACAAAGCACAUUGAGAUUGGCUAUCAUUACAUUCGAGAUAAGGUUAUGUCUAGACUUAUCUCUAAUCUUCAUACGACAUCAUUUCAUCAACUUACAAAUGUCUUCACAAAGAGUCUGGUCGGCAUCUCCUAUGAUGUCAUGUAUACCAAGUUGAGCAUAUUCGAUUUAUAUGCUUCAGCUUGA
Messenger RNA from Spirodela intermedia, 249 nucleotides. The record is from the annotation of a GenBank genome assembly. Lineage: Eukaryota; Viridiplantae; Streptophyta; Magnoliopsida; Alismatales; Araceae.